Messenger RNA from Ochotona curzoniae (black-lipped pika), 994 nucleotides. It is a transcript of the gene FITM1, whose product is annotated as fat storage inducing transmembrane protein 1. Gene Ontology annotation, biological process: lipid droplet organization; phospholipid biosynthetic process; lipid storage. The coding region runs from base 103 to 984 and encodes 293 amino acids. The record is from RefSeq and is a predicted model, not a curated record. NCBI's taxonomy places the organism in Eukaryota, Metazoa, Chordata, Mammalia, Lagomorpha, Ochotonidae. Gene Ontology annotation, cellular component: endoplasmic reticulum membrane. The transcript is spliced from 2 exons.
GCCACACCUGUCACUGCCUGUCUUUGUCCCCCGGGGGGGGGGUCAUCAGCCCCUCCUCAGCCACCCAGCAGAGCAAGCAGUUAGCGAGGAGGGGAGGGAAUCAUGGAGCGGGGGCCGGUGGUGGGGGCAGGGCCGAGCUCUGCAGGGACCCGAGCCCGGGCAGUGCUGGGCUGCCUGGUCAGGGUGCUCCUCUGGGUGGCUUCGGCCUUGCUGUAUUUCGGCAGUGAGCAGGCUGCCCGCCUACUGGGCAGCCCCUGCUUACGGCGCCUCUACCAUGCCUGGUUGGCAGCUGUGGUCAUCUUCGGGCCCCUCCUGCAGUUUCAUGUCAACCCUCGGACCAUCUUUGCAAGCCAUGGUAACUUCUUCAACAUAAAAUUUGUGAAUUCUGCUUGGGGCUGGACAUGCACCUUUCUGGGAGGCUUCGUGCUGCUGGUGGUGUUCCUGGCUACCCGGCGUGUGGCGGUGACUGCCAGGCACCUGAGCCGGCUGGUGGUGGGCGCAGCCGUGUGGCGCGGGGCCGGCAGGGCCUUCCUUCUCAUUGAGGACCUGACAGGCUCCUGCUUUGAGCCUCUGCCCCAGGGCCUGCUACUGCACGAACUGCCGGAUCGCCGCAGCUGCCUGGCGGCAGGCCACCAGUGGCGGGGCUACACCGUAUCCUCCCACACCUUCCUGCUCACCUUCUGCUGCCUGCUCAUGGCUGAGGAAGCCGCCGUGUUUGCCAAGUACCUGGCGCAUGGGCUGCCAGCGGGAGCACCCCUGCGCCUAGUCUUCCUGCUCAACGUGCUGCUGCUGGGCCUCUGGAACUUCUUGCUGCUCUGCACUGUCAUUUACUUCCAUCAGUACACGCACAAGGUGGUGGGCGCCGCUGUGGGCACAUUUGCCUGGUACCUUACCUAUGGCAGCUGGUACCAUCAGCCCUGGUCACCAGGGAGCCCGGGCCACGGGCUCUUCCCCCGCCCCCGUGCCAGUCGCAAGCAUAACUGAAGGAAAUAAA